This is a messenger RNA of Cuscuta europaea, 3026 nucleotides long. The record is from the annotation of a GenBank genome assembly. Lineage: Eukaryota; Viridiplantae; Streptophyta; Magnoliopsida; Solanales; Convolvulaceae.
UAGAUCAUCAUAGCACAACCAAGUUUGAGUUGUGAACAUUCUUGAGAAAUAUGUGAGUUUUUUUGAGAGUUUUUACUUAGAGCUUGUAUGUCUCUUAUUUCUAUUUUUUAAAGUAAUAGAAGUGUUUUUCUCUCAUAUUAGCAUGAUCAUGUUAUUCCCAAUAAAUGGUAUCAGAGCCUGGUUGAGCUGUUGGUAUUUCCCCCCAGAAUUUUCAGAUAUAAUUCUACUGUCCGAAAAUUUGUGUUUUUCAGUUUUGCUCGGAAUUGCAAUCUGAACACAUCGUUGGAUUCGUCUCGUCGCGAGGAGAAAACUGGUAUUUUGGGGGAUUUUUUGGGCCACCGGAACCUACCGUACGCGCCGCUCAAUCGCCGGCUGGAAGUGUCUGCGUCAUCACGUGCGUCAUCACGCACAGUACGCAUGCCAGAGUUUGAAGACGGCUGGCGUCAUCGUUGACGUCAUCAUCCAGUCAGAGCUGUGUCAGUGACACAUCAGCGCCACGAGUGUAGUUCCUGUCACGUCAUUCGCCACGUCAUUAGUCCAGUGUCAUCUUCCGUCAGUGCCCAGUCAGCUGCCAAGUCAGAUCCAGUCAGCACCACAUCACUGCCACAUCACCUGCCACAUCACCGAUUCAAAUCAGUCAACUAGCGAGGGAAGAGCAAUUCACAAACGAAGAACAAGGGUGGUGAAGCGCUCAUCACAAUCUCAGGUGAUGUAGCGUACUAUACUACCAAUGAUGAAACAUGUCUGCACGUCUCAAGAGAGGACACUGAAUGGGUGGUAGAUACUGCAACAUCUUACCACGUCACUCCCCACAUGUACUACUUCACAACUUACAAAGUUGGAGACUAUGGAGCGGCGAAGAUGGAUAAUUCGAGUUCAUCUGUAAUAGCUGGAAUUGGUGAUGUACAAAUAAAGACAAGUAAUGGGAGCACAAUCACUUUGAAGGAUGUCAUACAUGUUCCAGACCUUCGGCUCGAUCUCCUGUCAAUGGUAUGUCUUGACGAACAGGGGUAUGAAAACCACUUUAGCAGGGGCACAUGGAAAAUGUCAAAGGGCGUUUUGACAAUCACUCAAGGACAUGUUUGUGGCACAUUGUACAAAACCCAUUUGAGGAUUUGUACGGAUAGCCUAAACAUUGCAGAGGAGACUUCUCAGAAUCUGUGGCACCUGAGGCUCGACCACAUCGGUUCAUCUACAACGGGGAUGUGGUCUAUGAUCAAGGACAUUGAUCACACCAAGUCUACCUGGGCUCUGAAGGUUAGGGUUGUAAGGGCUUAUGAGGUGCCUCCUCACUCAAAAGGAGGGGAGACCCUCGAGAUGGUUUUGCAUGACGCCGAGGGAGAUCGGAUUCAUGCAAUAAUCAAGAGACCACAGAUUGCCAUGUACAAGACUAUAAUAACUGAGCACAAGAUCUAUGCUAUAAGGAACUUCUUAGUUCUAGACAAUUACCAAACAGUGAAGACCACAAAUCAUCCCUACCUGAUUCAGUUCAUCUCUAAAACCCAAUUCAGGGAGGAUACGAAGACAGAAUUGCCUAUGAUGGUCUACGAUUUCCAUCCUUUCGAUAUGCUGCACGCCCAAAGGGUUAUCAACGACAAAACUCUCAUUGAUAUCAUUGGGAAGGUUAUCAAUAAAAGCAUUGUUCAAACCCAUAUCAUCAAUGGGAAGACAGAAAGGCUAAUGGAGCUAACUGUGGCAGACCCAGAGGGAAACAGACUAGACUGUGUUCUAUGGAACAAAUAUAUAAACCAGUAUCAGGAUUAUGUUAAUGAGAACCCUGGAAUUGCUGUUUUUGUGAUAUUUCAACUGUGUAGACCCAAAAGAUAUCAAGGCACCCUAAGUGUGGCUUCAUCUUUUGAUGUGUCCAAACUCAUCAUUAAUGGAAACACAACCGAAUUCUUAGAGUUCCAGAGCGAAUUUCCGGCGGAUGGUGAUGACUCCAUAUCUCAAACAUGCAACACAAACUGCUCACAAGGUGAAGGGAGUAGGGAUGUGCUUAGUGGUCAUGAUGUCAUAACCACUAUGGAGGAUUUGAUGAAUGCAAAUGAGGAGGAGAUUUACUGGGUGCUUGGUGAGAUAGUUUCUAUCAAAAAUACUCGGGAGUGGUGCUACCUAAGAUGCCCAACAUGUCACAAAAAAUUGGUACCGGAGGAGAGGUUCAGGUGUUCUACUUGCAGCGUGACACUAGGAGAAGGAGUCUACCGUUACAAGGUCAGUGUGUGCAUCAUGGACAACACUGGGCACGGAAAUUUUAUUCUAUGGGAUAGGGAAUGUAUUGAGAUUCUGGGGAAAACUUCUGCAUCCCUAAUGGCUGAAGUCCAAAAGAAAACAUGUGAUCCAACCCGUUUUCCAGAAGAUAUUGAAAGCUUGAUUGACAAAAACGGAAUAUUCAAAAUACAGCUAAAGAAGAGAGGUGAAGAGAAUGCCUAUAAAUGUAGUGUUUCCCUUGGAGUUGUUAGUAUGAUUCGAGAUCCUAAUGUGCUGGCAAUGUAUGAAGGAAAUCAUGAGCAAUUGGUAUCAAAUGAAAGCCAUGAGUGUACUCCAGAGAAGAUUGGUUCAUGUUCAAACUUGGAAGGAAAUGACAACUCGAUAAGAGAGAAGUCUUCUGUUACUAAGGGCAAGGGAAAACGGAUUUCAGCUGAGAAGGAGGUUACUGCCCCCAUUGAGCUCUCAGAUUCGCCUGUUGCUUCUACACAAAGAGAGGUGAUUGUUGAAUUGGAUGACAAGAUAAAAAGGAAUCUCAAUGAUGAGUUUUCAGGCAAUGGGAAUGGAAAGAAGCUGAAGAUUAAAAUCAAACAGGAAAAAUUGUAAUUGGGUUUGCAAAGAAGUGAAGAUAACGUUUCGAUGUUUUUGUGGAAACAUCUAAUGCGGUGUUGGUUUUUUUUGGAAAACUGUAUCAAGGGGCCGUAUGUAUUUUGGAAGUGAAACACUAUGUGUGACAGACUUCAAAUAACCUAUAUUAUGUCUAUAGUGUGGUGUGCUAAUUUGAUGAUGCUAUGUUGUGGACGUAUUAUACCUUGGUCCUC